Sphaeramia orbicularis (orbiculate cardinalfish) is the source of this 8211-nucleotide messenger RNA. RefSeq names its product plexin b1b (gene plxnb1b). Lineage: Eukaryota; Metazoa; Chordata; Actinopteri; Kurtiformes; Apogonidae. Gene Ontology annotation, biological process: semaphorin-plexin signaling pathway; positive regulation of axonogenesis; regulation of cell shape. Bases 677 to 7504 code for a protein of 2275 amino acids. The record is from RefSeq and is a predicted model, not a curated record. Gene Ontology annotation, cellular component: plasma membrane; semaphorin receptor complex. Gene Ontology annotation, molecular function: semaphorin receptor activity; protein binding. The transcript has 40 exons.
CACCAACACUUACCGGCUACAUGUGGGGGAGAAACCUGCACAGAAGCAAACAGCGCACACAAACAAACCUGGACUCUAACUUUUCACGGCACACACGAACCGAACCGGACCGGACUGCGUUUAUUCCGCUGCACCUUUGCGCCUGUUGGGAAGUGAAAGUUCCAUGCAUGAGAGGAAAUGUGCAAAUGUGGACUGAGCCACAGUGGAAUUUCUCAUCCUGGAACCUCGAGGAAUACCGUUGUCCAUUUGCGCUAAUUUCUGUGCGGGUUCGGGCACCGGCUGCGGACUAAUGUGAUGCUUUUAACACACUGUGGGAAAAGUUGCUUGUUUCGUCGUAAAGAGGACUAAACCAGCGUUUGGACCAGCGAGUGGGUGCAGAGUUGUCCACGGGGCAAGGUUUGGAUGAAUCUGUGGAAGCGAUGGAAAUAGUGGAAAGUGAAAAAAACAGGCAAUAAAAUUUCACAGUGAUACCUGUUGCACUAGAAGGUGAAGUUCCUCCAGUGAUUCCAGAUUCAAGUGGAUUUAACUCAUGGAUGGUGUCAGAUCUGGACCCGGCUACUGAAUGCCUUCACUUUAGGUCGAGUCCAGAAAGAUGUGUUUUUAAAGCCAAGCUGCUGGGAGGUCAAGAGGUGACAUGCCUCUGUGAAACAGCACUGAAAACAAAUGCUCUGCCGCCAUGCCUCCGGGGAUGGUGUGUUGUCGUUCAGCGUCAGCGGCCCGGAGGCUGCUGUCUGUCCUGUUUGUAGCCGUCGGCUGGUCCCUUAGCUCAUUAUCCGGCGGUGUCCGAGGAUCGGACUCGUCAUCGCUCAGCCUCUAUCCCACCUUUAUCAGGAAUGACACUCUGUUCGAACACCUGGCCCUGCAUCCGGACCCCAGCGUGGGCCGGGUGUACGUAGGGGCCCGAGACCACCUGUUCCAGUUGGACAAACGCCUCCAGCCUGAGCUCCAGGACGACACUGGACCGGUGACGGACAGCAGGGACUGUCUGCCUCCAGUGACCCUGAGUAACUGCCCUCAGGCCAGAGCCACCAGCAACCAUAACAAGCUCCUCCUAGUCAACCCCUACUCCAUGGAACUUAUUACCUGCGGAAGCGUCAACCAAGGAAUCUGCCAGAAGCGAAGUCUGGACUCUGUGGAUCAGGUUCUUUUCUCCACGGAUAGGCCGGUGGACACCCAGUACGUAGCAGCCAAUCAUCCAAACGUCAGCACCGUGGGCCUCGUGGUUCGCUCCCACCCCGACCGGCAGCCGGUGCUGUUUGUGGGCCGGGGUUACACCAGCAGCCACCCCCCCAUCUCCACCCGAAACCUCGCCCAAGGAUCCAUCUUUUCGUAUGAGGAGACGGCCAAGUUAGCCGUGGCCGGUCGUCUUUCGGAGUACGAUCAUCAUUUCGUGGCGUCCUUCGCUCAUCGUCAGCACGUCUACUUCCUCUUCUACAGGCGGGAUCUGAAGUCGCAGUCACGCGAGUACCGCACGUACGUGUCUCGUGUUUGUUUGGACGACCAGGCCUAUUACUCGUAUGUGGAGGUUCCUCUGACAUGCCGUUCCAGAGCCGGGAAAAUUUACAACCUCCUGCAAGCCGUCCAGCUGGGCCUGUCCCGAGAUAAAGGCUCCGACGUCUUAUUGGGCGUUUUUUCCACCCGUCUGGCGUCAUCCACCCGCCCCAGUGAAGACUCCGCUCUGUGUAUGUUCAACCUGGACGAUGUGGACCGCAGGAUUCUGUCCACCAGAGACCUGUGCUACACUCAGAUGGGUAAAGAAGCAGGAGUGGAGGCGGCCUACAUCGAGUACGAAGUCAAGUCCAACUGUGCCAACCUGCCAAAUAACACCCUGGACGCUUACCCCUGCGGCUCGGACCACACCCCCAGCCCCAUGGCCAGCCGCAUCGCCGUGGAAGCAGAGACCAUACUGGACAGCCCGUCCGCCCGUCUGAGCGCCGUGGCGGUCAGUGUGAGGGCGGGGCAUACCAUCGCCUUCCUGGGAGACUCCAGAGGAAACCUACACAAGGUGUUUCUGGGGCCGGACGGUGAAGUGGAGGAGUAUUCAGUCAUCUCCAUUCAGCAGAACACGGCCAUCAGCUCAGACCUGAUCCUGGACCAGAAAGAGGAGCAUCUCUUCAUCAUGACCCAGAACAUGCUGCAGAAGCGACCCGUGGCCGAGUGCCAGGAGCACACGGACUGCCACUCCUGCCUUCUGGCCCAUGACCCCUACUGUGGAUGGUGUGUUCUGGAGGGAAGGUGUGUGUUGCAGUCGCAGUGUUCCCGUGGUAACCAGCCCGGCCAGUGGCUGUGGAGCUUCGACAUGGAGCAGCAGUGUUUGGCUGUCCAGGACCUCAGCCCCUCCAACGUGAGCAGAGAGGAGAGCAGGAUGGUGUCUCUCUCCGUCCCUGGACUUCCAGUUUUAGAACCAGGCGAGUCCUACUCCUGCUUCUUCCAGGACAGCCACAGUCCUGCCACCGUCAGCGAGGGCGGGGUCACCUGCACCUCUCCGGACCCCGGCCGAGUGCCCAUGGUGCCUCCGGGACGAGAUUUCAUCACAGUCACCUUGUCGCUUCGUUUCGGCGACGUCACCGUCACCGCCAGAGACUUCACCUUCUACGACUGUACGGCCGUCAAGCAGCUGUCUGGGAGCAUGCCUUGCCGUGGGUGCGUUUUGAGCCGAUGGGGCUGUAACUGGUGCGUUCACCAACACUCGUGCACCCACAAACCCACGUGUGAAGAGGGCGUGGUCAUCUACAACCAACAUUUUUUUGUUUCUGUCUCACCCUCUCCUCAUGUCUCCUCCCCCUCCUCCUCCCCCCUCCCCCAGUUUAAACUCCCCACCUCAGCUCCUCCCACAUCCAAAUCUGUCAAAGUCAUCACAACCCCCGCAACCACAACAACAACAACAACAACUGCUCCGACAACAACAACAACCACCACAACAAUGACGCCCACAACGACGACCGAUGCCACCACGACAACUAUCACAACCCCCGUUACCAUGGCGACCACUCAGGAGCCAACCACUCCCACCACUGUUCCGGCAACAACCGCUGCUCCAAUCACGACCACCACUAUCCCGGAGCCCACCACCCCCGCCACCACCACCACCACCUUGCCCCCCCUCACCGCAGCAGCCUCGCCCACCGCUCCACCCCUGGAGGUCGUCACAGGGAAGCAAGAAAAUGCCGAAGCAGAAGAACUGGUCGUCGUCACCCAAAGUCCCGUAGACGCCGCCACCGCUACACCCAGCGAAGCGGCACAGUCGGCGCCCGUCACCGCAGCUGAUGGUCUGAGCGGAGACGCCGAUCAGGUCAUGCCCCUCAUGAUCCCCCCUUCAGACCCAGACUCCUCCCCCUUGGAGGUCUUGACAGAGUUGCCCCCGAGCGACACCCAGGAAGUGGAAGACGCUGCGAUUCUUACCGACCCCCCCACCCAGGCUUCAUCUGGCUUCCCCCUACCGACUCCCUUCCCCGUGGGUGACCCCGAAGACGCCGAUCCAUCCCUGGACCUGGACCCCAUCCCCACUGCCUUGUCCCCGCAAGACUCCCAGACCGAGGCAGGGGGCCCAGGAGCAGACCCUGAGGUGCUCCUCUGGCCCAAAAAUGAAGAAGCGGAGGCCCAGGUUAAGACAGAAAACGACACUGCCACUUUUUCAGCCACAACUUUGCUGUCAGGUGACGGCGAGGUUGACCACGCCCCCCCCGCAUACCCCCAACUCCUGGACGCUGACUCUGAGCUGGACUAUCAGUACGAUUCCGCAGAUGCCUUCCUCCCGGGAGAUGAGGGUUCCUUUGUGAGCUGGGGUUCCUCAGCUUGUCCCUGUGUGGAGAAGGUCCAGGGUUCAGCACUGUUACCGGUCAGAGUGGACCGGAAGAUCACCCUCCUGGCCCGAAACCUCCACCUCUAUCAGGACACAGAUCUGGACUAUGAGUGUGUGCUGGUGAUCGAGGGCCAGACGGUGGUGGUGGACGCCUAUGUGGAGAUCGAUGACAUGAAUCCAUCCAACUUUGACAUCACCUGUCAGCUGCACCAGUACACGUACUCUGCUCCGGUGGAGGAAUACAACGCCAUGGUGUAUGUGAAGAGGAGGGACACCUUCCAUGUGGACAGCGCUCCUGAUCUGUACGUGACUCUGUAUAACUGCUCCGUGGGUCGCUCCGACUGCAGCCGUUGUCAUACGGCCGAUCCUAAAUACGGCUGUGUGUGGUGUGGAGGAGCUCAGGCCAGCUGUCUGUACUCCGACUCCUGUGGAGAACCCAUCCAACACACCUGUCCUGCACCUGUCAUCCACUCAAUCGAGCCUCUGUCCGGCCUGUUGGAAGGAGGCACCAUGGUGACCAUCUCCGGCUCCAACCUGGGCCAAAAGGCCGAGGACAUCCUCCACUCGGUGUCAGUGGCCGGGGUUCCGUGCACUGUGAUCCCCAGCCUGUACGAGGUCUCCUCCAGGAUCGUGUGUCGAACCAAAGCCAGCGGAGGAGAAACUUCAGGUCACGUGUCUGUUGAAGUGAGCGGAGGAGAACUGGGGGUUUCCAGCCAGACCUUCAGCUACCAGGACCCUUUUGUGAUGGGUGUGUCCCCAGAGAGAGGGCCUAAGGCUGGGGGGACGUCCCUGACCAUCACUGGCCGCAACCUGCUGACCGGCCGGCCCUCUGACCUCAGCAUCACCGUGGGAGGGGUCCCCUGUAACAUAGUCCUGGAGGUGCAGAGGUCCAGUGUCCAGUGUGUGACUGGCAGGAGUAAUAAGACAGGAGAGCAGCGGGUCACAGUGCAUUAUGGGAGCAGCCAGCGCCACCUGCACACGCCAUCAGGAUACCGCUACACACACAACCCCAACAUCACCCAUGCCACGCCCACCAGGAGCUUCCUGGGGGGGGGGCGGCUGAUCUACGUGUCGGGCCAUAACCUGGACGUGGUGCAGGAGCCUCGGAUGGUGGUGACCGUGUCUCCCUUUGACGGCAAGAAGAGGAGGAAGAGGAGGAGGAGGAAGAGGAGUGACGGGGAGGACGGGAUGAGGACGAGGAGGAGGAUGGUCCGAAUGGUCCCUGAUCCGGUCUGUCCUGGAGACCCGGUCUGCUCCAGGAAACAGUUCAUGGAGCGCUGUGAGGUGAACUCCUCGUCCCUCAUCCUGUGCCGCUCUCCUACAGUCAACUCCUCUGUCCAGGGGUCAGAGGUCACUGUGGAGUUCACGCUGGAUAACCUUCGCUUCGACUUCAGCGGUCUGAACUCCCAGGCCUUCAGCUACGAGCCCAACCCGGUCCUGAGGCCCCUGAACCAGCAGGACCCGCUGAAGGCCUACCGCUACAACCCCGGCAGCUUCAUCCAGCUGGAGGGUGAAAACCUGGACCUGGCUAUCACUAAGGAUGAGGUGGUGGUGUUGGUUGGUGAGGGGGUGUGUGCUGUAAAGACUCUGACCAGGAACCAUCUGUACUGCGAGCCCCCCCCUCAGCAGCCGGUCCCCGCCCCCAACGGCAAAAGACGAGAGGGAUCGGACAAUCUGCCAGAGUUCACUGUCCAAAUGGGAAACCUGAACUUCUCCCUGGGGAAAGUCCAGUACGACAACCUGAGCCUGUCCCCCUUCCCCUUGGAGGCUCAGAUCGGAGUCGGCGUCGGGGCGUCCAUAGUGGCGCUCAUUGUCCUCAUCAUCGUCCUGAUCUACAGGAGGAAGAGUAAGCAGGCUCUGAGGGACUACAAGAAGGUCCAGAUCCAGCUGGAGAACCUGGAAACCAGUGUGAGAGACCGCUGCAAGAAGGAGUUCACAGACCUAAUGACAGAGAUGAUGGACAUGUCCAGUGACCUGGUGGGCUCGGGCAUCCCUUUCCUCGACUACCGCAUGUACGCCGAGCGCAUUUUCUUCCCCGGCCACCGGGAGUCUCCGCUGAGGCGAGACCUGGACGUCCAGGAGUGUCGGAGGCAGACGGUGGAGCAGGGCCUGGUGCAGCUGUCCAACCUGCUCAACAGCAAACUCUUCCUCACCAAGUUCAUUCAUACUCUGGAGAGUCAGCGGACCUUCUCCCCCAGGGACCGGGCCUACGUGGCGUCUCUGCUGACGGUGGCGCUCCACGGAAAACUGGAGUAUUUCACCGACAUCCUCAAAACGCUGCUGAACGACCUGGUGGAGCAGUAUGUGGCGAAGAACCCGAAACUGAUGCUCCGAAGGACAGAGACGGUGGUGGAGAAGCUGCUCACCAACUGGAUGUCCAUCUGCCUCUACGCCUUCCUCAGGGACUCAGCGGGGGAGUCUCUCUACAUGUUAUUCAGAGCCAUAAAGCAUCAGGUGGAUAAAGGGCCGGUGGACGCUGUGACGGGGAAGGCCAAGUACACGCUCAAUGACAACCGGCUGCUGCGAGAGGACGUGGAGUACAAGACCCUGACUCUGAACGUGCUGGUCCAGGGCGGGGGCAUGAAUGAGACCCAGCCCCUCCCCUCCAAAGUCCUGGACUGUGACACCAUCACCCAGGUCAAGGAGAAGCUGCUGGACCAGGUCUACAAGGGCACCUCCUUCUCCCACAGGCCUCAUGCCGACUCCCUGGACCUGGAGUGGCGGUCUGGCGUGGCCGGUCACCUCAUCCUGUCCGACGAGGACCUGACGUCCGUGGUUCAGGGAAACUGGAAACGCCUCAACACGCUGCAGCACUAUAAGGUCCCAGACGGCGCUACCGUGGCCCUGGUCCCCCGCCACACCAAACACAUCCACCACGAUAACCACGACUAUGUGGCAGGAGAGAAGACUCCGAUGCUGGAGGACGCCGACGAGGGCGGAGUCAGGCUGUGGCAUCUGGUGAAGGCCAGCGAAGAGCCUGAACUUCCCAAACACCGACGAGGAAGUCUGAGGGAGAGAGAGAGGGCCAAAGCCAUCCCUGAGAUCUACCUGACCCGACUACUGUCCAUGAAGGGUACGUUGCAGAAGUUUGUAGAUGACCUGUUCACAGUCAUCCUCAGCACCAGUCGUCCGGUUCCUCUGGCCGUCAAAUACUUCUUCGACCUGCUGGACGACCAGGCGGGACAGCACGGCAUCUCGGACCCAGAGACCAUCCACAUCUGGAAGACCAACAGUCUGCCUCUGCGCUUCUGGAUCAACAUCGUGAAAAACCCUCAGUUCAUCUUCGACGUCCAGGCCUCGGACCACGUGGACGCUGUGCUCUCUGUCAUCGCCCAGACCUUCAUGGACUCCUGCACUAUCGCUGAGCACAAACUGGGACGGGACUCUCCCAUAAAUAAGCUGCUGUACGCCAGAGACAUCCCCCGUUACAAACAGAUGGUGGAGAGGUACUACGCUGACAUCAGACAGACCAUCUCCGCCAGCGACCAGGAGAUGAACUCUGCUCUGGCUGAACUGUCCAGGAACUACUCUGGAGAGCUGAACUACCUGGUGGCACUGCACGAGCUCUACAAGUACAUCAACAAAUACUACGACCAGAUCAUCACGGCUCUGGAGGAGGACACCACAGCCCAGAAGAUGCAGCUGGGAUACCGACUGCAGCAGAUCGCCGCCGCCGUGGAGAACAAAGUCACCGACUUGUGACAGAACUGAUGAGACUAAAGAGACUCCUGUUUUUAAAAACGUCAGAGGUCGACCACAGGGAGCUCCAUCGGACUGGAUCUGGUUUUAUUUUUUGGUUGUUUUUUUUUUUGUUUUCGUCUGUCUGUUGAGGAUGUAUCUGUGACCCUCCGAGGACCCUCUGAGGACGCGCAUGACGUCGUUAAUGUCACAAAGAUGCAUUUUUACGUCAGAAGUGAGACUGAAGACGAGCGCUGAUGUGAACUGAGGGUGUGAUGUCACUGUUUUCCUCCAGAGUGAGUUGGAAGCGGUACUUUUACUUUGAGGCCUCGUGUGCUUGUUGCUGCUGUACGGUCAGAAGUUAUUUCCGUGUGUGUGUGUGUGUGUGUGUGUGUGUGUGUGUGUGUGUGUGUGUGUGUGUGUGUGUGUGUGUGUGUGUGUGUGUGUGUGUGUGUGUGUGUGUGUGUGUGUGUGUGUGUGUGUGUGUGUGGGGUGACUGUGAUGACGUUUCGCUGUAUUGCCCUCGUUGUCAAUCUCCACCUUGAACGGUUCCAUUUCUGGGUUCUGCUCCUACAGGAAGUAUUCCACAUGUUCCCGUCUGCAGUAUUCCCACUCCUUCAUCGUUUAAACCAGGGGUGUCAAACAUGCGGCUCGGGGCCCAAAUCCAGCCCACCAAAGGGUCCAGUCCGGCCCUUAGAAUGAUUGUGUGAAAUACAAAAAUUACACUAAGA